GGGCUUGAAGAAGAGAUUUGUCUGACCAUGAUAAGUUUUGCAAGCACGGAGGAGCUAAGAUGUCGGAUUUCAGACGAAGAUAUCGUGGAGUGUUAUCUCCGGCCAAAGGUAAUGGGGGAAGCAACUGCGAUGCCGAGAUUCAUUGUGGAGGUUGGGGAGGAGUUGUACACUCGAGAGCCAUGGCUGCUUCCGCAACAAACAGAUCCCAUCCUUAACCCUCGCGAGUGGUUCUACUUGGGCCCGAAAUGGGUUCGACCGUUCCAAGGAGUCUACUUUGACGGAUCGUGGGAUGCCAUAGAAGGCUUCUUCGUGAUCCUGUCCAAGGAGACUGGUGAAAAAAUCGGGGUAACGAGGAGAUACAGAUUGUACUGUAGGAACAAGAACGACGACAAAGGUCUUAUGUUGCCGAGCGAGUGGUUCAUGCGAGAAUACCUUCUCUAUCAUCCCAAAUUCCAUAGCCAUGCUCUCUGCAAGGUUACUUAUAACCGACCACGUCCUCGUCGGUCAAUGUGAUCCCUCUCUUUGCUUAUUUGCCUUAUUUCGAGCCUUAUUUAGUUAUCGUCCACCCAAACCCAAAACCAAACCAGUCUUUGUAAUAAACUGCUUUAUAUGCUUCCCUUGAAUUGUCUUGUGUGCGAUUGGUCUAUUAUCCUUUUCUGAA
This is a messenger RNA of Eutrema salsugineum, 661 nucleotides long. Its product is annotated as NAC domain-containing protein 5. Gene Ontology annotation, biological process: regulation of DNA-templated transcription. The transcript has a single exon. The record is from RefSeq and is a predicted model, not a curated record. The coding region runs from base 28 to 513 and encodes 161 amino acids. Lineage: Eukaryota; Viridiplantae; Streptophyta; Magnoliopsida; Brassicales; Brassicaceae. Gene Ontology annotation, molecular function: DNA binding.